Messenger RNA from Polistes dominula (European paper wasp), 1539 nucleotides. Its product is annotated as chitobiosyldiphosphodolichol beta-mannosyltransferase. Gene Ontology annotation, cellular component: endoplasmic reticulum. Lineage: Eukaryota; Metazoa; Arthropoda; Insecta; Hymenoptera; Vespidae. Gene Ontology annotation, molecular function: omega peptidase activity; mannosyltransferase activity. The record is from RefSeq and is a predicted model, not a curated record.
UUAUUGGAAAUACUUAAGCACGUGUUGCAAUGUUUAAAUGUCCGUAGUUUGAUAGGUUGACUUAUGUUGGUAUUAUUAGUUUCAUGCCGGUAGGCUAUACAAUACUACAUUCCAAAUAAUGAUCUUCUUCAUAUUUUUGUGUGGAAUAUUUUUAACAUUAUUAACAUUCAAAUUAUGGAUUUAUUGUCGCAAAGAAAUGAAGAAUGUAUGCAUCAUUGUUCUUGGAGAUUUGGGAAGAAGUCCACGAAUGCAAUAUCAUGCAUUGUCCUUUGCAAAUGAAGGCUUUGAUGUGGAUUUUAUAGGUUAUGCUGGUUCAUCUCCGUUAAAUGAAAUUCUAAAUAAUUCACAUAUUAAAAUACAUUAUCUUCCACAUUAUCCAGCAUUGGAAAAUAGCUUACCUACUGUUUUGAAUUAUAUUGCAAAGGUGCUAUGGCAAAGUGUUACACUUUUAUUUAUGUUGUUCUCUAAACGCAUAUCAAAUUACAUUUUAAUACAAAAUCCACCCGCCAUACCAACAAUUCCAAUAUGUUGGCUCUUUAGUAUCUUAAGUGAAAGUAAAUUGUUCAUUGACUGGCAUAAUUACGCACAUUCUUUAAUGGCAUUAAGUCUAAAGAAGGAUCACACUGUUGUUAAAAUAGCAAAAUUUAUUGAAACAUAUUUUGGAAGAAAAGCGUGUUAUAAUUUUUGCGUUACUCAAGCUAUGAAAGAGGAUUUAGAAAAGCAAUGGGGAAUCAAAGCACAUGUUUUAUAUGAUCGUUCAGAGAAUAGUUUUAAACCAAUCUCAUUAAAAGAGAAACAUGAAUUUUUGAUUAAAUUAAGUAAAAAAUAUGAUGUUUUUGUUGGAAAAAAUACACAUGCAACAAUUUUUACACAAAAUUUAGGCGAUAAAGUAGAUUUAUUACCUGAAAGACCAGGCUUUAUUAUAUCUAGCACAAGUUGGACAGAAGACGAGGAUUUUUCUAUACUCAUAACUGCUUUGCAAGAAUACGAAAAUACUUGUCAAGAGGGAAAUUCAGGUUUAGCAAAUUUAUUAUGUUUAAUAACGGGUAAGGGACCGUUAAAAGACUUUUAUACUGCUAUUAUAAAGUCGAAGAAUUGGAAUUAUGUUAAAAUUAUCAUGCUAUGGUUGGAAAAUGAUGAAUAUCCUAAAUUAUUAGCUUGUGCAGAUCUUGGAAUAUGUCUUCAUACAUCCUCCAGUGGAUUAGAUUUACCAAUGAAAGUAGUGGAUAUGUUUGGAUGUGGUCUUCCUGUUUGCGCAUAUCAUUUUCCAUGUUUAUCAGAAUUGGUGAAACAUGAUAAAAAUAGUUACGUUUUCUCAGACGAACAAGAACUAGCUCAACAGUUGAAAUCAUGGUUUUAUUUAUUUCCCGUUAAUGAGUCAAUAGCAAAAACUCGUAAAAAAUUUCAAAACGAAUUAUUUAAAUUUCAAGAGCUUCGUUGGCACGACAAUUGGCGUCAAAAUGUGUUAAAUUGUUUCAAAUAAUUUUUUUUCUCUUUUUUAUAUCUUUAACAAAAUGUUAUUAUAUUUAUUUAGAUUAA